AUGGAGAUAAAGAAAAGCACCAAAUUUUCCAGGUUUUUUGUCAUUGGAAACAUGUUUUUCUUUGAAGUCAGCCUUGGGAUCGUGACCAACACUGUUCUGCUUCUCUUUCAUGUCCUCACAUUCUUUCUGCAGUACAGGCACAAGCCCAUUGAUCAGACCAUUGGCCACUUGGCCCUGAUCCACUUAGUGAUGCUCCUAACUGUGGGAUUCAUGUUUAUAGACAUUUCUGGCUUUGAGGAUUUCUGGAAUGAUGCCACAUGUAAAUGUGUUCUCUAUUUGUACAGGGUGAUGAGGGGCCUCUCCAUCUCUACCACCUGCCUGCUGAGUGUGCUCCAGGCCAUCACUCUUAACCCAGGAAACUCCUGUCUGGCAAAAUUCAGACAGAAGCCCCUGCAUCAGAACCUGUGUUGCUUUCUCUUUUUAUGGGUUUUCAAUAUGAUCGCCAGUGGUCGUUUCUUAAUCUCCACUAUUGCCACCCCUAAUGUGUCCUCACAGAGUCUUAUAUUUGUCACGGAAUCCUGCUCUCUUCGUCCCAUCAGUUACUUAGUCAAGUACAUAUAUUUCUCACUGGUGACCUUCAGGGAUGUGUCCUUUAUAGGGCUUAUGAUGUUCUCAAAUGGGUACAUGCUGAUCCUCUUGUGCAGGCAUAAAAAGCGGUCCCAGCAUCUUCGUAGCACCAGCCUAUCCCCAAAAGCAUCUCCAGAACAAAGGGCCACCCAGACUAUCCUGGUGCUCAUGAGUUUCUUUAUGAUCAUAUACUUUUCGGACGGUGUUAUUGCCUCCACUUCUGGAAUCUUGUGGAAAAAUGACCCCAUUCGUUAUUGUGUCCAAAUGCUCUUGAGCAAUGGCUAUGCUACGUUCAGCCCCUUGGUGCUAAUCAGUACUAAAAAACAGAUGAUCAAGGGCUUAGUAUCCAUGUGGGGAAGGUCAGUAAAUGUCAGAUUGUUCACUGAUGAAUAUUUGCCCUGA
Molecule: messenger RNA, 969 nt
Organism: Chinchilla lanigera (long-tailed chinchilla)
Lineage: Eukaryota; Metazoa; Chordata; Mammalia; Rodentia; Chinchillidae
Product: vomeronasal type-1 receptor 90-like
Exons: 1
Coding region: 1-969 (322 amino acids)
Biological process (GO): G protein-coupled receptor signaling pathway
Cellular component (GO): membrane
Molecular function (GO): pheromone receptor activity
Source: RefSeq, a predicted model, not a curated record